Molecule: messenger RNA, 1404 nt
Organism: Pediculus humanus corporis (human body louse)
Lineage: Eukaryota; Metazoa; Arthropoda; Insecta; Psocodea; Pediculidae
Product: U4/U6 small nuclear ribonucleoprotein Prp31, putative
Exons: 3
Coding region: 1-1404 (467 amino acids)
Biological process (GO): mRNA splicing, via spliceosome; spliceosomal tri-snRNP complex assembly
Cellular component (GO): U4 snRNP; U4/U6 x U5 tri-snRNP complex; precatalytic spliceosome
Source: RefSeq, a predicted model, not a curated record
AUGUCUUUAGCCGACGAACUUUUAGCCGAUUUAGAGGGUGAAGAUGAUGCUGAUUUUUAUACCGAAACAAAUGGCCACAUUGAAAAACAUUUGGAUGCCCAAAGAAAUUUGGAAAUCCCUAUGGAUGAAGAUAUUAAAAUUACCUCUAUUAGGCAAUUGGCCAGUUUGAGAGAUUCCGAUCAUUUGCAAAAAAUUAUGGAAGAAAUUGAUAAUUAUAGUAAAAAAAUAAGAAGGCCGUCAGAUAUAAUAGGACCAGUAGAAUCAGAUCCUGAAUAUCAACUUAUUGUAGAAGCUAAUAAUUUGGCUUCACUGGUGGUAGGGCCUCUUGAAUAUGUCAGAACAGUCAAAGAAUUAGGAAAUGACUUAGAAAAAGCCAAAAAUAAUGAAGUGCUGCAACAAUUUUUAACUCAAGCAACUAUAAUGGUUGUUUCUGUUACUGCAUCAACUACUCAAGGCACCCAAUUAACAGAACCAGAGAGAGAAGAAAUAGUUGAAGCAUGUGACAUGGCAAUCGAGUUAAAUAAUUUUAAACAAAGAAUUUAUGAAUAUGUUGAAAGUAGAAUGGCAUUCAUUGCUCCAAAUGUUUCAAUGAUUGUUGGAGCUUCAUGUGCUGCUAAAAUUAUGGGAGUUGCUGGAGGACUUACCAAACUUUCUAAAAUGCCAGCUUGCAAUGUUCUCCUUUUGGGGUCACAGAAAAAAAUGCUGUCUGGUUUUUCUCAAGCUGCUUCUUUACCUCACACAGGCUUUAUUUAUCAUUCAGACAUUGUUCAAGACACUCCUCCAGAUUUUAGAAGGAAGGCAGCCAGAUUGGUAGGAUCUAAAUGUAUUUUAGCUGCAAGAGUGGAUGCUUGUCAUGAAAGUACAGAUGGCAGUGUUGGUCAAAUGUUUCGUGAAAGCAUUGAAAAAAAAUUGGAUAAAUUAACAGAACCGCCUCCAGUAAAAUUUGCCAAACCAUUACCUAAACCUGUAGAUCAACCCAAGAAAAAAAGAGGGGGUAAACAUGUUAGAAAAAUGAAAGAAAGAUAUGCUAUGACUGAAUUAAGAAAACAAGCCAACAGAAUGAAUUUUGCCGAUAUCGAGGAUGAUGCUUACCAAGAAGAUUUAGGUUACACUAGAGGAACCAUAGGAAAAACCGGUACCGGAAGAAUCAGGCUCCCGCAAAUUGAUGAAAAAACUAAAGUGAGAAUAUCGAAAACAUUACAAAAAAAUUUACAAAAACAACAACAGUGGGGAGGAAGUACAAGCGUCAAAAAACAAGUUUCUGGAACUGCUUCAAGUGUUGCAUUUACACCACUUCAAGGUCUUGAGAUUGUUAAUCCGCAUGCAGCUGAAAAAAUAGUCAAUGAAGCAAAUGCUAAAUAUUUUUCAAACACAUCUAGUUUUAUAAAAGUACAAAGAAAAUAA